Micropterus dolomieu (smallmouth bass) is the source of this 748-nucleotide messenger RNA. Its product is annotated as coxsackievirus and adenovirus receptor-like. Bases 192 to 734 code for a protein of 180 amino acids. The transcript has 2 exons. The record is from RefSeq and is a predicted model, not a curated record. NCBI's taxonomy places the organism in Eukaryota, Metazoa, Chordata, Actinopteri, Centrarchiformes, Centrarchidae.
GCAGCUUCAUGUCUCACAACAAGUCUUAUAAACAGUGUGUGAAUAAAAUCCUGUAACGUCUCCACAGUUGUGACUAAUUAUUGAAUGUUCCCAUGAUCUCAGGUGUGAAGAGGCCUUCUGUUUAAACAAAGAUGUUCUCACUGUAUCGUCCUGUGGAGUCCUUUUGAAAUGUAAUUACUUUUUCUCUCUGGAUGUUUUUAUUGUUUUUAGAUGUGGUACGAGUGAAACCUGGAGAUGAUGUCAUUCUGCCAUGUCAGGCUGGUGAAGCCUCCAUCAGAGCUGUAGAGUGGAGCAGACCUGACCUGGAGCCAGAGACCGUCCUCUUUUACAGAGAUGGACGCUCAGUUCCAACCCAGCAGCAUCCAUCCUUUAAGAACCGGGUGCAGCUGGUGGACAGAGAGCUGAAGGACGGAGACGUGUCUUUAAUUCUGAAGAACGUGAGCAGCAACGACACUGGAACAUACGAGUGUCGAGUUGCAACAGGAGGUUCAAGACGUAAGAGAGCCAUCAUUAAGACUGAGCCAAUCAGAAUCAUCCAGCUGGAGGUUUCAGGGUCCAACAGCGGAGACGUCGAGGAGGGAAACUACGGUCUUUACUACGGACUGGGAGCAGCUUUUGUUCUGGUUUGUUUAGCUGCUGUUGGAUUGGCUGUUGGCUGGAAAUAUAAAAGACAUAAGGACAAGAAACCAGAACAGCCUGCUGCUGAAGAAGCAGUGAACGACCAGUUACUCUGACUUGUCACAGACUC